Messenger RNA from Oncorhynchus gorbuscha (pink salmon), 3391 nucleotides. RefSeq names its product integral membrane protein GPR155-like. The transcript has 14 exons. Gene Ontology annotation, biological process: transmembrane transport; intracellular signal transduction. Bases 973 to 3249 code for a protein of 758 amino acids. The record is from RefSeq and is a predicted model, not a curated record. Gene Ontology annotation, cellular component: membrane. NCBI's taxonomy places the organism in Eukaryota, Metazoa, Chordata, Actinopteri, Salmoniformes, Salmonidae.
CCAUGUAGUCUAAUGUGAUUGGUGAAGUAGUUUGCUGUCAGAACAAGAAGGAAAUUGCGGGGUGUUGCGACAUAGAGAGACAGAUACCGGUAAGUUGUCUUGUAUUUUUUAUUUUUUUACGGUCACUUGUCAACGGGUUUAAAUAGCACCCCGUAUAUUGGCAUUUGGCAAACUAGCGUGUCAUGUUUUCACCUAUUUAUAAAUAGCGCACGUACUAACUGGCUAGAGUUAGGUGAAUUGGCUAGCUAGCUAACGUUAGGUUAUUUAGUUAGCCAACCCUCUCGAACUCCAUGCCUUGAUUAUCUGUAGGUACUGGUAGCUAGCUACGUUAGUUGUCUUUUUAAAGAAUGGCGCUCUAUUUUUCAUCAAGCUAAUAGCGAUGCUAGCCAUUUAUUAUUAUUUUAUUUUUUACCAUACAUAUACAUUAGCUCAGAUUGCUGGGUGCAUGCAUGUUUAUCCAUGUUUUCACUAACGCGUAUUAUAGAACAGUUGAUAUGUAUUUUUUAAAAAUGUGUAAGUGAUACGUUGUAUCUAGCAUUUUACGUUGUGAGAAGGUUACAUCGCUACAAAGUAGCUACUGUAAUAGACUGUUUACGAGUGUAUGCUUAACGUUGACGUUAUAUCUAGAAACCCCGGUAAAUGGUGGUUAUACCUUGGCGUCAGGACUCAACUUCGUGAGUCUGUUGGGACAUUCAGUGGGCUGAAAGGUUCACCUAUGUAACUACCAUGUAUAAAUGGCUCAAAUCGAAAUCUAAUCUAAUGUUGUUUGUCACAUGUGCCGAAUACAACAGUGCUAACUAAGUUACGAGCCCCUUUUCGACGAUGCAGUUUUAGAGACGGCAAAUUGAAAUUGUAGUUUGACUGUUCUCCAAGUAUUUUAGAUUUUCAGUAACUGGUAGUGACACCAGCAACCCUAUCAGCUUGGCCAGGCAUGAGAGCUGAUAUCUGAGGAUUUAAACCACCAGCGCCACAAUGGAUGUCCCUGCCAUCAGUAACAACCUCAACCUUUCAAAUGGGGACUUGGAUCCCUCGGACACCCCUCCCACCAUGUCCAUUGACAAGCUCUUCCCAGCACUCCUGGAGUGCUUUGGGAUCAUCUUGUGUGGCUAUAUUGCUGGUCGAGCGAACAUCAUCACAUCCACACAGGCCAAAGGAUUGGGGAACUUUGUGUCCAAGUUUGCCCUCCCAGCAUUGCUCUUUAAGAACAUGGUACUCUUGGACUUUGGGAAUGUCAUCUGGCCAUUUUUGUGGAGUAUUCUCAUCGCCAAGGUGUCUGUGUUUUUCAUUGUGUGUGUGAUUACACUACUGGUUGCCAGUCCUGACACUCGCUUCAGCAAAGCUGGCCUAUUCUCCAUCUUUGCUACUCAAAGCAAUGACUUUGCUUUGGGAUACCCGAUUGUUGAGGCCUUGUACAAGAACACACACCCAGAGUAUCUACAGUACAUUUACCUGGUAGCACCAGUGUCCCUCAUGCUUCUCAACCCCAUUGGGUUUGCCUUCUGUGAGAUCCAGAAGUGGAGGGAUCAGAGAGACUGGCAGCAGGGCAAACUCCAGAUAGUGGGUGUGGUCAUCCUGCAGGUUCUGAAGAACCCCAUGGUCUUCAUGGUUGUUAUUGGCAUUAUCUUCCACUUCAUCCUGGAUCAGAAGAUCCCUGCUUUCAUGGAGCAGUUUGUGGACGGCCUGGCCAACUCUUUUGGAGGAGCAGCUCUGUUCUACUUGGGCCUCUCCAUGGUGGGCCAGUUGGGGAAGCUCACCAGGUCCACGGUUGUAGCCCUUAUCCUGCUCAUCACAGCAAAACUGUUGGUGAUGCCGUUGAUCUGUCGAGAGACUGUGGAGCUGCUGGACGCUGACAACACCAGCUCUAGUCUCGAACACUCCAGUCUCUCCAACUAUGCCUUCCUCUAUGGAGUCUUCCCUAGUGCCCCCAGUGUGGCCAUCUAUGCUGCUCACUAUAACAUGGAGCUACAAGUUGUUACCUCAGGGAUGGUAAUAAGCACGUUUCUCUCAGCUCCCAUUAUGUAUGUUUCUGCUUGGUUGCUGACAAUACCAUGGAUGGACCCUAAGCCAUUGAUGGAUUCUCUGCAGAAUGUCAGCUUUAAUGUCAGCAUCAUCAGCUUAGUUGCACUGGCUUGGACAGUUACUGUCAUGUUCCUGAGUAAGAAAUUUAAGAGACUACCUCACAUGUUCACCGUCAACCUGUUCUUGGCACAGAUUCUAGCUUGUGUUAGCAUGAUCAUGUGGAACUUUGUCGUGAGACAAGACCGCUUCAUUGGACACGUGUUGACAUUCACACUGUUGUACGGCUCACUGUACAGUACUUAUGUAUGGCCAGGUCUAAUAGCACUUUCCCUUGUGUUGAUGAAGAGAGGUGGUGAGAUGAAGGUUGCGCCAGGCUUCCUGGUGAUUGCAGGCUGGGGAGUCCCAGCCCUUGUGGCAGCAGUGCUCCUCGUAACUGGGGAGAGGAUGCCCGACACCAUCGAUUCGGCUUUCUUUUAUGGAAGACCGCAGAUCAUCUGCACCUCUGUUGUGCUUGCCUUCAGCAUAGUGCUGGGCGGGUGCUCUUUGGUGGGCCUCCGUCGAGGCACGUGGGACUCAAUGUACCAUGUCCUGGAGAGAGACUCUAUGCUAGGCACUAUUGAGGAUCUGAGGCUCCCGACUGGCCCAGAUACCCAAACUAUCCCAGAUAUCCGUGACAUGUUUGAGCCAGCCGGAACUGGAAGCAUCAACAUAGGUCCGUGUGAGACUGGCUGUGAGUCGCCAGGCUGUCUACUGGCCCAGGAGGAGCAGCAGGUGGCUGACAGACAGGUGGCCCGCCAUGUGCUCUUAUGCCUGCUACUGAUCGUCAGCCUACUAGCUAACCUGUCCAGCUGUCUGUGGUGGCUCUUUAGUCGAGUUCCUGGGAGACUUUACUUAGAGCUGCAGUUCUUCUGUGCUGUGGUCAACUAUGGACAGGGCUUCAUCUCGUUCGGGCUUUUUGGGCUGGACAAACAUUUGAUAAUACUGCCAUUUAAAAAGAAGAUAUCCUGUCUGUGGCACAGAAGGAAGCCAGAAGAGCAGCCUCAACUGGUUGUAUCUGAUGACAUCAUGAUGACCUGCACUCAGUUCAUCAGAUACCACAAAGAGCAGUGUGUCCGGGACAUUGUCCAGCAGAAGAGCUGUGGGGAGUGCCUAACUGGCCCGUUGGUGAAUCCUUCCUCUGACACACAGGUGUGGGGAGAGGACAGUGGCGGACACUUUUCUUGGCAGUGAGCUGGUAGAGUGGCUGUUGCAGGUGGGUCUGUCACAGGACCGAGGAGAGGCGCUGCUCUAUGGGAUCCGGCUGCAGCAGGGUGGGGUGCUCCAGCACAUCACCCAGGAGUAUGGCUUCAAAGAUGACAACCUGCACUACUGC